UGAUCUUAAAAAAAAAAGAUAGGAAGAGUAGUUAACAUAACAAACUCUUAACAAACUUACCUCUAAUAGUAUUGGCCGCUUUAGGCCAUGUAUGAGCUCUUACUAUUUUGUCAUUUGUAAGUAGAUGUAUAAUACGGUUGAGAAGUGUAGGUGUUGUUUAUAACACAAGGUAUCAGAAUAAUGUUCAAAAUGUAUUUGCAUAGUGCACUAAGAUGUGUGAAAAAAAAGAAAAAAAAAACUUAUUCUUCAAAUUAUUCUUUUUUUUUAAAAAAAAAUAAUUUGUGCAGGCAUUAUAUGCAAGUUGGGAGCCAAGGUAUUGUAGGUACCGUAAAAAAUUUCCAUGGCAACAAUAUGUAGAAGUUGGAACUGUUCUUUGACAAUUCAGACACCAGAAACAAUUCGAGUCAAGUUCAAGGACCCUUGCAUAAGGCUGGCAGCAGAAGUUUCAAAAGUGUUGAUAGAACUUGCCAACAGCAUAAAGAAUCGACGCCAUUGCUCACCAGAAAUUCUUUCUGAUUAUCUUCAUGAAGCAUUGGAAGAGCUCGACGCUGCUAUAAAAUAUCAUCUGCGACUCUUCUUAGGCUCUAAUGAAAUUCAAGCAAAUAAGCCCGCCCCCGCCAUAGCUGCUACUACACAAGCAGGAACUAUAAGACAGAAGGUGUUGGAGAGGAGCCAGACGAGUAAAAUGGCUAUCAAUAGUCUUCAUUUUUCUGAAGCAUUGCCUUUUGCUUUAAAAAAAUAA
Messenger RNA from Trifolium pratense (red clover), 742 nucleotides. RefSeq names its product aluminum-activated malate transporter 12-like. Bases 341 to 742 code for a protein of 133 amino acids. Gene Ontology annotation, biological process: malate transport. Lineage: Eukaryota; Viridiplantae; Streptophyta; Magnoliopsida; Fabales; Fabaceae. Gene Ontology annotation, cellular component: plant-type vacuole membrane. The transcript is spliced from 2 exons. The record is from RefSeq and is a predicted model, not a curated record.